ACUAGACCGGAAGCGUUUGCAACAAGCUGGCCGUUUGCACUUCUGUUUAAAAGCAGAAGUAAAUAUUAUUUGACUUCAGGACUUCGGUGACAACAUGUCUAAUGGUGUGGCGAGAGUGAGCGAUCCAGCGAUUACUGGUCGUGAUUUACGGGAGCGUGAACGCAUGUAUCAGUGCAGAAACACAGCCAGAUGUAGUAAUCAGAACGAUAUCAGAGCAAGAGCACGGCCUCCCGGUACCUCUAUCAUAGAGUCAAAGCCUCAGACUGAAGCUGCACCAGAGGCCCUGCUGGUGGACGACUGUGAAAGGCUGGGUACUCUGUUUGGCAUGUUAAAUAAGUGUCUAAGAGGCAUUGGCUUUACACAGCUCUACUUUGGGGAGAAGAUUGUAGAGCCUGUGGUUGUUCUUUUCUUCUGGCUGCUUCUUUGGUUCCUCGGCAUCCAGGCCCUAGGUCUUGUUGGAACUCUCUGCAUUGUAAUUAUUUACAUUCAGAAGUAACAGCUUAAGGAGGGCAGGGAUCUUGAAGGAUGAGCUGAUAAGUGCCAGUCCUAAAGCAAAAAUAGAGACGGACGUACAGAGCAAAGUUAUUUCUGUUUUGCCCUGAUUUACUACUGAUCAGCAAAUUGAUUGUGAUUUUAGUGUUUGUCUUUUUCUCGCAUUAAAUGACUGAAUACCGUGCCUUGCAAAAGUAUUUAAUCCUCAGAUGUGAUGCAGUUGUGCUGGUUGAAUAUUCGUAAGUUUCAGGAAAGGUAUAUGUGGCAUUUUCUAAUGCAGGGUGGUGGGGGAAGGUGUUAACAUGAUUUUACCUAGCACUGUAACUGUUUUGAGGUGGAACUGACGGGUAUGUAAUUAUAGAAAGCAUGUUUUAAUUGUUAUCUAUGCACUAAUUAAGGUGCUUUUAACAUGCAUGCUUUGCUUAAGUACAAGUUUGUAUUGACUGUUGAUUAAAGACAUAUUUAUAACCAGCAUGGAUGUUAAAUGAAAUGCACUUUAGGAGAAAUUCAAAGCUAUAAUCAUAAUCGCUGAAGAUGAAUUAGUCAUUGUAGAGCUUUUGUCAUACCAAAUGAAUAAUCCCAAGUUUCAGUCAUCCUGUCACGUGUGAACAAACCUUCAAUAACAAAUGUAGUGACUAAUUCAAAACAAACAUAUAAACCAAUGCGGCAAUACGUCAGGACCACUCGCCUAAUAUGCUGCCAAAACAGCUCUGACUAGACCAUACAUGGACUACACAAGACAUAUAAAGAAGUCCUGUGUUGUCUGGUAGCAGGGCAAGUAGCAGGUUCUUCAAACUCUGUUAUGUUGCGAGGUAGAUCGUCAUGCAGUACCUCCUGGUGUCAUAUCCAUCACACUGUGUAUAUAGCAUAUCACCCAACCCUACUACAUAGUUUGAUGUAUUCAUUUUAUUAGUUAUUCCUGUAUUCUUCACCUAACAGCACUAGAGGGCAACCUCUUUCUGCUCCUUAUCUCCUUACCAAAUAAUCAAGAAUGGAUGAAUACUUGAAUAAAUCAUUCUUAACAUUUUUAUCAGCUGACUUAAACUUGUACCAGUUUCUCUUAUUUAGUAUAAUAAUUAGUAUUAUGGAACUGGAUUAUGGAAUAUUAGCAUGGAACUGUUAAGUGGACUUUUAAUGUUUAAAUCAAUUAGACAUCAUGUUAUUAUGGCAUCUUAGUGCAUGUGACUACUGCAUGAGUACUAACACUAAUGGAUGUUUAAUUGUGUACACACCUACAAUGACUAGUGAAUGACUGAAAAUGCAUUGGUUAUUGUUCUCAAAGGAGAUUGAGGAACAUUGCAAGAAGCAUUUGUGUCCCUAUCAACUGCAUUUAUCAUUAAUCUCAUUGUGCUUUACUGAGAAACAUUUUGUUCCAGCAAAUGUGUAUUUAUUGUGUGUGUUGAUUGCAUAAAUGUAUGAUUUUUAAUAUAAAUCUGUGCAAACCUAAGAAUUAUUCUAAUUAUACAACGUAACCAUAUUACUGACAUUUUAAACCCAUAAUGCUGGUGUUAAAACAUAGAAAAUGAAAAGUCUUAAAGAUAUGUCCUUAAUAAUUCAGGGGAUUGACUGAAAAUGUUAAAUCUUAUAGUUUUCAUUAUGAUUACAGUGUAAUUGCAUAUACAGCAUCUGUUCAAGAGCAUAUACAGUUGAGUGCAAUAAAAUUGCAUAGCCUUAAAAGCAAACCUUAAUAAUAAUAAUAAUAAAGAUUUUUACUGGAAGGCAUGUGUGUAUUAUGGUAGACCUGUGUAUGUUAUGUUCCGUCAUUAUCAUUAUUAUUAUUCUAUUCUCUUUAUCCUGGUCAGAGUCGCAGUGGGUCCGAUUACACCAGGAAACUCUGAAUGCACAGCAGCAAUGCCCUAGCCAUGAUGUUAAAACAUUGCAGGGCUUCAGCCAGGCCCUUAGAUAUAGACAAUCAUGUAUGUGCUGAAAAGCACCGCUGAGAUUUAUACCCUGAUCUCAUCAGUGGUGGACUUCAUUUGAUAUAUUUGCUAAUCAUAAUUUCAUAACUGUUCCCAAAAGAACUGAUGUACAACAUAUGUUUGCAAUAUCCACUGAACGUGUCUGUUUUAAAUUUGUCAUCCUUAUUGGAAUCACAACUGAAUAUCAUGCAUUGCCUAGUUCAAAUCUGGUCUCAAGAUUUAAAGGGACAGAUUUUAAUGUUGUGGUCCAUACCACCAGCAAAAAGUUUGCCUUAAGAGUCUGUGUGGGUUUCUUUGGAUACUUUGCCCAAGAAAUAUGUAGAAGGUUGCAUCUCUAAUUUGCCACUAGGUGUGUUUGUUUGUUGGACUGUGAUGAACUUGUCCAGAAUGUAAUCCUGACUUGCAUUUAGUGACUCUGGGUAACACCCACCACCACCACCACCACGACGUAACUUAACCAAAAAUGUCUUGUUGUAUGAUAGUCUAAUUGCCUUUGUCAUACCAAUCUCAUGAAGAAUGCAAACUUUUCACUUGUCUGUAUAACUCACAAUAAAUUCUGGUAGUUGGAUUGGCUACCCACAUAUUU
Molecule: messenger RNA, 2997 nt
Organism: Trichomycterus rosablanca
Lineage: Eukaryota; Metazoa; Chordata; Actinopteri; Siluriformes; Trichomycteridae
Gene: fam241a
Product: family with sequence similarity 241 member A
Exons: 2
Coding region: 95-496 (133 amino acids)
Cellular component (GO): intracellular membrane-bounded organelle
Source: RefSeq, a predicted model, not a curated record